GACGUCAUCCGCCCUGCGGAAGUGGCCGUGGGGUAAGAUGGCGGAACCGCGCGAGGAGGCGGCGGUGGCGCGGCGCAUUGACCCGGCGCGGGAGCCGGGGCUCAGCCCUGAGCAGCGCCGCCUCAUGGCGGAGGUGGAGCGCGUCCAGCGCCAGCGCGCCCUGCAGCGGCGGCUCCGCGGCCGCAACGCGCUCCUGGGCAUCGGCAUCGGCGCCGUGGUCGUGGGCAUCUACGGCUACACUUUCUACUCAGUGUCGCAGGAGCGUUUCCUGGAUGACCUGGAGCAGGAGGCAGAGACGGCACGGGCCUGGGCGCGGGACAAGAGCCCGGCGAGCUGAGCAGAGCAGGCCUGGUCCAGCCCCUGGGCCCUGGCAAACAACCUGAGCAGCCUCUGGGCCUCAAGCACGGGUGGCUGCACAGGGGGAACCGCCUGGCCCUGAGCACAAGUCCAGCCCCCUCAGGGGCUCCCCGAGGCAGGGUCCCUGCACCACAUGCAUCCAAGGCCAGUGAACCUCCAUGGUGGGGGUGCCCCUGCAGGCAGGGUUUCUUCCCCUGCUGGUAGCCACCUUUUCUCCUGAAGGGUGUGCAGGCUCUUGGCUUAGCUUGCCAAGGACAUGCUUCAGGGAAGGGCAGGGGUGCCUCAGGUGCCUGUCGCUUUCCACAAUAAAUAACUUGUUUGGA
This is a messenger RNA of Rhea pennata, 680 nucleotides long. Its product is annotated as cytochrome c oxidase assembly factor 3 homolog, mitochondrial. Gene Ontology annotation, biological process: mitochondrial respiratory chain complex IV assembly. Bases 38 to 337 code for a protein of 99 amino acids. Gene Ontology annotation, cellular component: mitochondrial inner membrane. Lineage: Eukaryota; Metazoa; Chordata; Aves; Rheiformes; Rheidae. The transcript has 2 exons. The record is from RefSeq and is a predicted model, not a curated record.